Molecule: messenger RNA, 1460 nt
Organism: Elaeis guineensis (African oil palm)
Lineage: Eukaryota; Viridiplantae; Streptophyta; Magnoliopsida; Arecales; Arecaceae
Product: transcription termination factor MTERF15, mitochondrial
Biological process (GO): regulation of DNA-templated transcription
Molecular function (GO): double-stranded DNA binding
Source: RefSeq, a predicted model, not a curated record
CGAUACUCACGAUGUUCUCCUCCGUUUCUCGCUUUCUUACCGGCUUCCACGGCAGCCGCCUGUUUGGAGCUCUCCUCCGCCACCUCUCCUACACCACCAACCCCCCCGCCGCGGUGGGGAAUGGCACCGCUGCGAAGCCCCAUUUCAUGGUCGACUACCUCGUCGCCUCCUGCGGCUUCUCCCUUGCCGAGGCGUCCAAACUCUCCAAAACCCUCUCCCACCUCGACUCCCUCGACAAUCCCGACGCCGUCCUCCGUCUCCUGCGGAGCCACGGCAUCGACGACGCCUACAUCCGAAAGCUCAUCUCUGCCAGGCCCAGAUGGCUCUGCUGCGACGCCGAGAAAACCUUAGCCCCCAAGCUCCGAGCUUUCCAAGAUCUCGGCUUUUCCGGCGUCGGUCUCGCCCAAUUCAUCCACUCAAAUCCCCAAGCCCUCGAUCUCAACCUCCACCGUACCAUCCUCCCCAGGAUCGAGUUCUGGAGCGGCCUUAUCGGCUCCACCGAGCAGCUGAUGGUUCUUCUCCAGAAAAAGAGGUUCCUCUACGUCAGAGUUGACAGAACCGUGAUUCCCAACCUCUCCCUCCUGCGCGGUCGCGGAUUCUCCGAAAAACGUAUCGCCUGGCUACUGCGGAAGAACCCUGAGCUCGUUAUGCUCAAGGCAGACAAAUUCCGGGCCACGGUCGAGCGUGUCGAGGAUUUGGGAAUCCCCGGCAGCUCAGGGAUGUUCCCGUGGGCUCUAUGGGCCGUCUGCAAUCUGAGCAAGACCAUGUUCAAGACCAAAUUAGACCUCAUGAAGAGCUUCGGGUGGUCGGAGGAGCAGUUCCUUUGUGCAUUCCAUCGGAAUCCCAUGUUCCUGACGUUUUCAGAGAAGACCCUCCGGGAUAAGAUGGAUUUCUUCUUGAAGGAAGCCGAGUGCGACCCAUCCUUCCUCGCCCUGCGUGCAGAGCUUCUGACAUACAGUGUAGAGAAGAGGCUGAUUCCUCGGCAUCGUGUGUUGAUGGCUUUGAAGUUGAGAGGGUUUUGCACCAGAGAAUAUAAAUUUUCCAACAUCAUUGUUUGGCCAGAGAAGAAGUUUUUGGAGAAAUUUAUCAUCCCCUAUGAGGAUAAAGUGCCAGGACUAAGAGAGAUGUUAAUUGCUGCCUGUAGCAGGGGGGAUGCCAACUAAUUCUAUGGUUUUGAUAAAGACGGAAAAGAGGUUUCAAUACAAUGCAGAUGCAUGCAGCAGAAGUCUAAGACCUUGUUCAUGAUUUAUCUACAUGCAAAAUCAUGGUCAGAGGGUUUGAAAACUUGAUCAAGCCAUGAGGUGAUUUUGGAGUUGAUUUUUGCUUUCUUGGAAGCUUGUUGAGACUACGAAAGUACAUAAUCCUCCAAGCUUUACUACCCGCGGCUGUGUGGUCCACGUGCAUAACCUUUGGAAGCUUUCUUGGCCACCAAGCUCCAAUUAUUCAUGUGCCAAAGGGAU